AUGGGUAUGUGUUAAAAUAAGGAAUCAGAAUACACAUAAAAAAAACCAAAUUUUAAAUGUGAUGUUCCAGAAGAAGAAGAUGAAGAUGAGAAAAUAGGAGAAGCUACACAAUUAUCCAUUGAAGGUGAGACUGUCACUUCCAAUUAGAAAUUAUCAUUAUAGGAUUUUGAAUUAAUUAAGGUUAUUGGUAGAGGAUCAUUUGGAAAAGUAUUACUAGUUAAAAAGCUUAAUGAUCAAAAACUAUUUGCAGUAAAAAUUUUGAAAAAAAAAAUGUUAUCUAUGAAAAAAUUUCAUGAUUAAGCAAUUUAGGAAAGGAAAAUCUUGUCAUUGAUAAAUAGUCCUUUUAUGGUGAAGUUGCAUUAUGCUUUCUAAAGUCCUUCACGUUUAUAUAUGGUUAUGGACUUUAUGUAAGGAGGAGAACUCUUUCUUCAUCUCAGAAAGAAUUCUAAAUUCCCUGAAGAAUGGGUUUAAUUUUAUGCUGCUGAGCUUUUGGUUGCUAUAGAUUUACUUCAUUCAUCAAAUAUCAUUUAUAGAGAUUUAAAACCAGAAAAUAUUUUAUUGGACAAAAGUGGUCAUAUAGUUCUAACAGAUUUUGGGUUAUCAAAAUUGGGAUUUGAGAAAAACGAAUUGACUUAUACAUUUUGUGGAACACCUGAAUAUGUAGCCCCAGAAAUUCUUUAUAGUAAAAAUUAAAUAAACUUUACAUAGAAAGGGGGCACACAUUUGCUGUUGAUUUUUACAGUUAUGGAGCUUUGAUUUAUGAAAUGCUUUGUGGUAUUCCUCCUCAUUAUUCAAAAAAUAAAAAAGAGAUGUUAUAAAAUAGAUGUGAAAAACCUCUUGAAAUGAAAUCUUGUUUUUCAUUUUAUGCAGCGUCUUUAUUAAAAGGAUUAUUAACCAAAGAUGUAUUAACUAAAAGUCUAUGAGUAGCCAGGAUUGAGAUUAGGGUCACAUGGAAUUAAAGAAAUAAAAAAACAUAACUUUUUUAAUGGAAUUAAUUGGUAAUUGGUUGAACAACGAAAAUUGCAACCACCUAUCAUUCCAUAUAUUUAAAAUGUUUAGGAUUUAUCUAAUUUUGAUACAGCUUUUCUGUAAUAACCUAUAGUUGACACUCCAGAAUCUAAAUAAAAUGAAAAUUUUGUUGGAUUCACAUAUUAUUAAUAAAUGUGA
This is a messenger RNA of Paramecium pentaurelia, 1167 nucleotides long. The record is from the annotation of a GenBank genome assembly. Lineage: Eukaryota; Ciliophora; Oligohymenophorea; Peniculida; Parameciidae.